AUGGCUGCCAGUGGAGGCCAAGGCAAAGAACUUGUGGAGUACCACAACCUCCUCAUAUCUGCCCCACGCCUGUGCGACUUCCGGCGGCGUGGGGCUGGACUGAACUGGUUGCUCCAGGCGUCGGUACCGAGUCCGGGAGAACGGCGGCCGUCUCUUCCCGAUAGAGCGUGCGAGGCCGCGGUUCAGGUCGGGAGCCGGGCCGUGCGCGGGGCUGAGCUCCUCCAGCGGAGCUGGCGGGUGUCACUUCCAGUUCCCAAGCCUGUGGAGAUCCCCCUGCUGGAAGGAAGGGAUGAACCCUGGAUCCCAGAUGCGCACACCUUGAAGGACAUGGCAGGAGAGCUCAGCGCAGGUGAUGGUAUCACAACUAUGAAGGAAGAUCUGCAGAACAGUGGCAUGGCCCAGAGGCAGUGUGCUAGCGUCCCUGUUGGAAAAGCCAGGAAGGAUGUCCAAGGGGGUUUGGAGCAAGGAGAGCACAUCAAGAAGCCACUGGGAAACUGUCCAGGAAAGAGAGCAAGGAAACACCUAGACUGCAGCACAGGUCAGAAGCAAUGUAAAGACUCAGUGAGCAAGGAAGUGUGCCAUAAGAAAAGUCAAAAUCCAUGUGAUGGGAGUGAGAAAAGCUUUCAGACUUAUUCUGACUGUGUUAACCAGCAGCACAUCCAUGCAGGAGGCAGACACUUUAAAUGCCAUGAAUGUGACAGGAGCUACAUAAAAAGUUGCAACUUGCAUAUCCACCAGUGCGUCCACACAUCAGAGAAACUUGAUAAUUGCCCCAAGGGUGAGAAGAACUUCAGUUCAGAUCUUCAUUCCCACCAGCGCAUGCACUCGGAAGACAGACCCUACAAGUGUCAACAGUGUGGGAAGAGCUUCAAAAGCAGUUCUAAACUCCUUUCCCACCAACACAUCCACACAGGAGAGAGACCCUUUAAGUGUCCCGAGUGUGGCAAGAGCUUCAAAAGCCGUUCUGACCUCAUCUACCACCAGCGCAUCCACACAGGGGAGAGAGCUUUUAAGUGUCCUGAGUGUCCAAAGAUCUUCAGAAGCAGUUCUGACCUUGCAAUCCACCAGCGCAUCCACACAGGUGACAAACCUUACAAGUGCCCUGUGUGUGAGAAGAGCUUCCGGCAGUGCUCCCACCUCAUGAUCCACCAGCGCAUCCACACAGGAGACAGACCCUACAAGUGCCUCAGCUGUGGGAAAGGCUACAAAAGCAGUUCUCAUUUGAAGAGCCACCAGCGCAUCCACACAGGAGAAAGACCGUUCAAGUGCUCCGUGUGUGGAAAGAGCUUCAAAAGCAGUUCCAACCUCAUCCGCCACCAGCACAUCCACACAGGAGAGAGACCCUUUAAAUGCCCAGAGUGUGAGGAGAGCUUCAAAAGCAGUUCUGACCUCAUCUACCACCAGAGCAUCCACACAGGAGAGAGACCCUAUAAGUGCCCCGAGUGUGGGAAGAGCUUCAGAAGGAGUUCCAACCUGACAAUCCAUCAUCGCAUCCACACAGGAGAGAGACCUUUUAAGUGUCCACAGUGUCCAAAGAGCUUUAAAAGCAGUUCCCACCUUAUCUACCACCAGCUCAUCCACACAGGAGAGAGAGCCUUUAAGUGUCCUGACUGCUCAAAGAACUUCAAAAGCAGUUCCCACCUCAUCCGCCACCAGCGCAUCCACACAGGGGAGAAAGACCCUACAAGUGCCCUGAGUGUGGGAAGAACUUCAAAAGCAGUUCCAACCUCAGAGGUCAGCUGCACAUCCACACAGGAGAGAGACCUUGCAAGUACUCUGAGUGUGGGGAAGGCUUUAGAAGCAGUCGUAAACUCAACUCCCACAGGCGCAUCCACAGAGGAGACAGAUGACAGAAGUGCCCUGAGUUUGUGACAAGCUUCAGAAGCAGUUCCAGCCUCCUUACCUACAAGCAUGUCCACACAAGAGAUAGAGCCUGCUAGUGCCACGAAUGUGAGAAGGUCUUCAGCUGGAACCCCAACCUGGUUCCUUGCUUGUGGAUUUGCAUGAUGAUGAAACCUUCACAAAUCGCUUGAGCAGAGGAAGAGCUCUGGAGCCAAAGCCAAUCAUGUUCCUCAUUCCUUCCGGGGGAAUUGCCCUGUCUCCAGCAGAAAGAGAGCAAUAUGGGCAAGUGGACAUGCAAAGGAGAAUCCAGCGAUUACGGCAGGUGGAUCAGAAGCACAUUUCUGCCAGGUCUGUGUGCAGGGAAUUGUCUGAAGAAGUCAUUUCUUCUCACCCCAGAGAAACUCAUCUGCUGUGGGUCAACAGAUGAGGAUCCAGAUUAAACCUCAGCUGGACCAAGAAUUCACUCUGCAGGGAACGCAGGAAGAGCUUCAGCUGGAGCUUAACUUUUAGUAGACCCCAGUAAACCAACACAGGAGAGAGCCCCUGUGAGCACCUUGACUGCUGGAAGAAGUACAUCCAGAGCUGGGGGCUCAUCAAACACCAGUGGAUACCAGUUUGGAACACAUCCCCUAUUUAUAUAUCCACAUUCAGUGCUGCCUGUGUUUGCCUGAGCAUGCUGCUCCCGGGGCAGGAUGGGAAGGAUGCCACAUGUGUGAGGUGUGAGCAGGUGGAGGAGCUGCUCUGCCUGGUGGUGGAGCUUAGGGAGGAGGUGGAGAGGUUAAGAACCAUUAGAGAGUGUGAGAGGGAGAUAGACGGGUGGUGUGACUCUCUGUGAGAAAGGAGCAGAGAUUGCAACCCCCAAACUAUAGUGGACCCUCUCCCUUGCCAUGGUCAAACCGAGAGAGCAAACUUGAGAAGGGAGGAGGAAUGGCAGCAGGUCCCACCUCAGCGAGUCAGGCAGCACUCAUCCCAACCUGCCUCAGUUCCUCAGGUGCCUCUAAUAGGUUUGAAGCCCUGAAACUGAAGGGUGAGGUGGCUGAGAAUGAGGUGGAGAGACAGGCUCCAAGCUUUUCUAAGGAGAGGCAGUCAGCUCCAUGCUUGAAGACUGCCUCCUCCAGUAAAGAAAGGAGGGUGAUACCAUAAGUAACUCCCUUCUAUAAGGAACUGAGGACCCAGUAUGUCUGCUUGACCUCACCUAUAGGGAAGUGUACUGCCUCCUCCCUAGGGCAUGGGUCAGGGAUAUCUCUAGAAAGCUUCCUGGGCUUAUUCGCCCAUCUGGUUACUAUGCCUUAUUGGUAGUUCAGGUUGGCAGUGAUGAUGCUGCUGAGAGAAGCCUGAGGGCUCUCACGGGACUGGGGAGGAUACUUGAUGGAGUGGGUGUGCAGAUGGUUUUCUCUUCUAUCCCUGCAGUGGUGGGGAAGGACACUGAGAGGAUCAAAAAAACCCUCCUCAUAAAUAAAUGGCUUAGAGGUUGGUGCAGGCACAAGAUUUUGGGGUUUUUUUUGACCAUGGGGCAAUUUACUUGGCUCCUGCCAUGACGGCUGCAGAUGGAACUCACCUGUCUGCAUGGGGUGAAAGUAUCCUGGCCCAGGAACUGGUGGGCCUCACUGAAAGGUGUUUGAACUAGGUAACAAGGGGGAAUGGAACAAAAUGAGGGCCGCUGGGGUUGAGCGGGUAGUUCGAGGCUCAAAACAGAGCUUGAUGGGUGAUGAGGGUGGAGUUCGAAGGGAUGGAGAGCAGCAGGGGGAUGCUGCUUCCCUAGAGUGUAUGCACACAAUGUGUGCAGUAUGGGAAUAAACAGGAAGAGCUGGAGUUCUGCGUGUGGUCGCAUGGCCACAAUCUCAUUGCCAUCACGGAGAUGUGGUGGGACAGCUCGCAUGGCUGGAAUGUUGUCAUGGAGGGCUGUGUGCUUUUUAGGAAAGAUCGGUUGGUGAGGUGGGGUGGUGGAGUUGCUCUUUAUGUGAGAGAGCAGCUAGAAUGUACUGAACUCCAGCUGGGGGAAAGCAGUGUAGCAGUGGAGAGCUUGUGGGUGAGAAUCAAGGGGCGGGCUGGUAUGGCUGACACUGCUAUGGAUGUGUACUACAGGCCUCCUGAUCAGGAGGAGGAGAUUGAUGAGGCCUUUUGUAAGGAACUGUAAGCAGUGUCACGAUCCCAGGUGCUGGUGCUUAUGGGGGAAGACUUCAGUUAUCCAGAUAUUUGCUAGAUAACAACGUGGCCAGGCACGCGCGGUCCAGACAGUUCCUGCAAUGUGUUGAAGACAACUUUCUGAUGCAGGUGGUGGAGGAACUGACAAGGGGAGGGCUGUUGCUGGACGUUAUUCUCACUAAUAAGGAAGGCCUUGUCAAGGAAGUAAAGGUUUGGGGCAGCUUGGGUUGUAAUGACCAGAAGGUGGUGGAGUUUGAGAUAUUGAGUGGAAGAAGUAAAGCAAAAAGUAGGAUUGCUACACUGGACUUCAGGAGAGCCAACUUUGAUCUCUUCUGGGACCUACUUGGAGAUAUCCCGUGGGCGAGGGUGUUGGAAGGUAAGGGGGCCUGUGAGAGCUGGUCAGCAUUUAAACAGCUCUUCUUCCAAGCUCAGGAUCGGUGCGUCCCUGUGAGGA
Messenger RNA from Lagopus leucura (white-tailed ptarmigan), 4441 nucleotides. Its product is annotated as zinc finger protein 2-like. The record is from RefSeq and is a predicted model, not a curated record. Gene Ontology annotation, biological process: regulation of immune system process; negative regulation of transcription by RNA polymerase II; regulation of cytokine production. Bases 1 to 1872 code for a protein of 623 amino acids. The transcript is spliced from 4 exons. Lineage: Eukaryota; Metazoa; Chordata; Aves; Galliformes; Phasianidae.